UCUCUCUUCUAUCCAAAAAAAAUUCCUUUAUUUAAAAAAAAAAAAUUAUAUUUUGGAAUUUUCUUAACUUUCUCAUUUCUCGAUGCAGCCGUAUUAGCUGUAAGAUCUUUAUCUCUCUUUGAAUUAUCCACUCUCUCACUAGCCCCCUUCUCUCUGUCUCUCUCUAGGGUUUUUGUGAGGAGCGACUGGAUCUGCGAUGAAGGGUUAGGUUUUCAACGAAUGUGUGUGUUUAGAAGAUCUGAGGUUGUACGGGAUUCAGAAAGGAAAGUAUUGAUAAAAAAGGAAGAGCAGUCAUGGUUCAAUUGGAUUUUGAUAGUUUAAGGGAAAAAGAUUUUGCUGUUGAUCUCGAAAGCGGCAAUAAUGCUGUAACCAGUGAGCAAGGAUUCACUGAUUCUAAAAGGGUUUGGAAUGACUUUGCGAGCUCUGAAGAAUCAAAUAAAAAUGAAGAAGUUGUGAGCUCAGGAAAUGCUUACUCUAAGUCUGUUGAGACCCCUCUUGAGAAUGGAGAAUGGGCGAGUCCUUUGUUGGAGAAGCCAAAGAAGAAGAACUGUAAGAAGCCUCCUAAGCCUCCUCGGCCUCCACGAGCUCCAUCAAUGGAUGCUGCUGAUCAGAAGUUUCUGAUGGAGAUGUCUGAGGCUGCAAAGUUGAAACGUGCAAGGAUUGAACGAAUGAAAGCUUUGAAGAGGAUGAAGAAUGCCAAGUCCGGAUCUUCUGGUAGUAACCUUUUUGGCUUGAUUAUUACCGUAAUCUUCUGCUUUGUGAUAAUCUGGCAAGGACUUUUUUCAGGAGGAGGAUCAAGGGUGAAAUUUCACGGUUCUCCAGAAUCAUCUGCGGGAGCCAGGGGUGGAUUUAUUUCUGUUCAGUUUUACAGGAAUAUGUCUGUAGAUCGUGAUUCUAACUCUGCAUCCUCUAGCUCUGCAUCUCCCAAGUAGACCCCUGAGUGAAAAUUAUUGGCCCUUUUACCCUUGGCCAACGGGAGGUCCGUCCACAUGGGCGAUAGUGCUGGGGGUUAUCCGCAAUUAACCCUAUAAUAUAUGAUUAAUGAUUCUUUUAUCACUUUAUGUUCUCUUCUCGGCAUCAUUUAAUGCCUUUGCAUUAGAGCACAUUUAGAUUGUCAUGUUGGUAACCUGUCUUGAAAAUGUUUACUA
Asparagus officinalis (garden asparagus) is the source of this 1148-nucleotide messenger RNA. RefSeq lists its product as uncharacterized. The transcript is spliced from 4 exons. Lineage: Eukaryota; Viridiplantae; Streptophyta; Magnoliopsida; Asparagales; Asparagaceae. Bases 294 to 932 code for a protein of 212 amino acids. The record is from RefSeq and is a predicted model, not a curated record.